CAGUAUAACCCCCUCAAGCCUCUGGCGGUCACACAGACGCAAGUGUAAAAGUAGCAGCUCCAACUGUUGCCCGGACUAACCCAUUCAGCAUCCACGUAGUCUGAAGCAGAGGAGUGAGACGGCUCACCGAGCGCGAAGCGGAAAAGUGAGAGAGGUGGAACAUUUACGCACAGCCUUUUUUAUUCCGGAUUGUUUUGGCGCGCCUUUAAAAUCCACUUUGGAUCAACAUUUUUCUGCACCUCUUGGAUUUUGUAUUGAUUUCAGCACUUAAAUGGCAGCUCUGCGUAUGAUUUCCUCGCACCUGUUCCUGUUGAUGUUGAACUGUUUCCUGGGUGCUGCAUCAGUUAAGAUCAUGAAAGGGGUCUCUGGGAGCGCACAGGACAGCAGCUUCCUCCAGCCCUCGUCGGACCCGCUUUUAGAUGACCUGGAUCAGGACAUGGUCUCCCAGCACAUGUCCAAACUGUACGAGAAAUACAACAGGGAAAACCGCCUUAGAGAGGGGAACACUGUCAGGAGUUUCAGAGCCAGCCAAGACUCCUCUGACCACCGGACAGUGUACCGACUAAACCUUACAACCCUCCAGGACUCAGAGGUCAUCCUCUCUGCCACAUUCCACUUCCUGCUCGAUCGGCGCCCCCAUCAGAAACCCUGGUUCUGUAAACGCUUCAAAAGCCCAUCCUGUCGCUCCUCGGCCGUCCACCCUUCUCCGUCCAUCAGCCUGCUCCUUCGCUCUGUCUCCUCCGGGUCAGAGGUCAGAUCUGGGUCAAUGGGGUCACUUCUAGGCAAUGUGACCUUCCACCCCCACAGGAGAGGGGUGUGGCAGAUGAAAGACGUGACCCAGGUCAUAAAGGAGGCAUGGAACAAGGGUCAUCUUCUUGUUUCAGUGGAGCUGGACUUAGAGCAUCAGUACCAGAGGAAAGCAGAGGUGGCACUGUCUGGUGGCAGCCUGCCUUACCUGUUACUGUAUGCUAAUGACCAAGCCUUGGCUGAGCCCAACAGCGUGGCAGCAAGCCUUCAGAGAUAUGACCCCUUCAGCGAGGGAGGAGAGCCCUCACAUUCCUCUCACAGACCUGACUCCUCACCGGAGUCAAAAGGACGCGAAAGAAGGGAUGCAACUCUGCUCUCUGACCCCAUUCAGAACAAUGAGCUGCCUGAGGUUGACUACAGGCCUGAUGUGUACAGGAAAGAUGACCUCUGGGAGAGCACUUGGUAUCUGGCACUCAAACCUAAACCAGGAAGGAAAGAGAAGAAGAGAAAGAGCCAACAGGAAGAAGGAGUAGAACAAGGUAGGGGAGCACAUAGUAAAGAAGAACCUCAGGUUCUCAAAGAAGCAGAACGAACAUCACAGGGGCUCAAACCUGAUGAGUCAACCGAGAAGAAAGUCAAAGCAUCGCUGACUCCCAGUGAUGGCCGAAAGCAUGAGCGGAGACAUGAGGGAAAGGACGGAAAAAAGUACAAGGGGAGCGUUAACUCUCAGUCACCUGUGCUGAACUUUGAUGAACAAACGAUGCGUAAGGCCAGAAGGAGGCAGUGGGGCGACACCCAGCACAGAGGCUGCUCCAGGAGGAACCUCAGAGUGGAUUUCGCAGACAUUGGCUGGAGCGAGUGGGUCAUAGCACCCAAGGCCUUUGAGGCCUACUACUGUGCUGGCACAUGUGGAUUCCCCAUGCCUAAGGUGACGAGGCCGUCCAACCACGCCACCAUCCAGAGCAUAGUCCGUGCCGUCGGGAUCAUCCCUGGAGUUCCUGAGCCCUGCUGUGUCCCAGAAAAGAUGAGUCCUCUGGCUGUGCUCUACCAGGAUGAAUCCAGGAACCCGGUGCUCAAGGUUUACCCCAACAUGUCCGUCCAGUCCUGCUCCUGCAGAUAGGAAGGGGAGGUCAGUGGGGGCAGAGGACGAAACAGGGUGGAUGUGGAGAGAGAAAACAGGACUAAUGGAGACAGAACCAUACCUCUGUUUGUUAAGUGGUUUCUUGAUACUGGGAAACAAGCUCACUUUGGCCGUCGCUAUUCCUCGAGGAACAUAGGCUGUAGAGAAAUCACUUCCAUCUCUUCUGUCCCGCGGCAGCAGACUUGAAGAGACACAUUGUCUGGCGUCUGCCUUAGUGAGAGGAUCGGAGUCACACAUGUAAAGUCAGGGCUCCACAUGUCUAAGCAGCCCUGUUGUUUUGAUUCUGUGUUUGAGAUAAUGUUGAGGAUUUCAUGGACAGGAGCAUUUUUCCCUUUAUCUCAGAAUGUGCUUGCUUUUCAAAAUCGCUCACAGUGAGUUUGUGUUCAUGUUUUCUUUGGACACAAAGGCUAUAAACAAAAGACUUUUACCAGCGUGUCAUCAGGCAGCUUACGUGGUCACUACAGAUGACAGAGAUUAUGAAACAUAUUUCUUGAUUUUUACAUACAGCUGUUCUUACUUUUAAACAAAUCAUACGCCACAUUGUACAUACAUGCAACGUUAAUUUGUUCCAAUAAUGGACGGUUAUUGUACAUUCUUGCUCUAUAUAUCUUCAAAAGGAAAUAUCCAAUGGAUUGUAGAGAGCAUCUGGAAUUCGUUUACACCCGCCAACCCCCUCAUAACACUUCAAGAAUGUUAUAAUGAAACCAGAAAUAUUUUUCUAUUUUGAAUGUGAAACUUGGUUUAAAAUAAUUUGUCAUGGUUACUAGGUUAUGUAUUACUAUAUUUUAGAUGAGAUUGUAUUUUGUACAUGUGUAUUGUUUAAAUUAUGAAAAA
Molecule: messenger RNA, 2722 nt
Organism: Epinephelus lanceolatus (giant grouper)
Lineage: Eukaryota; Metazoa; Chordata; Actinopteri; Perciformes; Serranidae
Gene: gdf10a
Product: growth differentiation factor 10a
Biological process (GO): positive regulation of osteoblast differentiation
Cellular component (GO): extracellular region
Molecular function (GO): growth factor activity; cytokine activity
Source: RefSeq, a predicted model, not a curated record